CGUUUCUACAGCUGAACCUGACGCAAAAUCACUCAACCACCGUUCUGCCUAACCUUCAUCACCAUCGUCUCCGUUUCACUUCAUCUCGUUUGUCAUUCUUGAUUCGAUGAAGCGCCGUUCGGCUCCCCGCGGGUCCCGCCCUCGAACCCUGGGCUCGGAUCCACCGGCUCUAGCCCGCCAAUGCGCGCCCAAUCACUUCACGGAAUUAGGGCGGACUUUGGAUCGCCUGCGGGCCCAUGAAGAUUGGGCCGAUCUGCACUUGAUUUGUCAGCCCGACGACCAGGACCCGAAAACGGGACUGACUCGCACCCUCCACGCCCAUCGAGCUCUUUUUAUGGCCACAUCCCCACUUUUGAGUCAGUGCUUCGAGCAAGCCCACCAACAAGCGCCCGGUUGUCCCUUGUACGUCACCUUGGUGGGUGUGGAUCCGGAUUUGGUCGAGAAGAUGCUCGAGUGCCUUUAUGUAGGCCACACCACAUUGCAAAAAUCCGAGGAACGCCAGGCCUUGAAUGGAGUGUGGCACAGCCUCGGAUUGACUCGAUGUCGCUUAUCGCUCGAUGAUGACGACGUGGUCGAGAUCCCGGCCCCCAGCCCGCCAUCACCCCGCCCAUCUUCUCGGGCCUCGUAUUCGCCCUCAUCGCCUUCCGAAUCAUCACUCACCCCACCCACCAAGUUAUCGCCCAGGAAGACUGGACCUCGAUCUAAGGCGAAAGGGACCGAGAAGAAGGCCGAUCGGGUCAGUCCCGAUGCGGCCCCCACCGAGAGCGAACUCAAGGCUAAAGCGCGCCGAUCCAUCUCACGCGUGACAUUAGACCGAGUGGAUCAAAGCUCGGACCGCGAGGUUCAGCGGCUCUACGAACAAGCCUCGGCGGCCGAGGCCAAAUCUAAGACGCCCGUGCCUCAAAAGCGUCGAAUCGCCGAGACGUCCGACAAAAAGGCCAACAUUCCCAAGAAAAUGAAGGCCGACGAGACGAGCUCGGAGUACGACUCAGACGAAGUUCAGGCGCGAAGGAAGGAGGCUUUGAUCUCGAAACGGUCGGCGAGCGCCCAAAGGAAACCAAUGCCACCUCCCAGAAAUCGCCGAUCCGCCGCUACUGCCAUGGCCACUUCUAGCGGUCGAGACCCGAGCCAAGACCGGAAGGCCCAAGAACCCCAAGUGGUCGUCAGAGGUGUGCCAAAGAUGUGGAAUUGCUAUUGCGGCCGGAAAUUUCUCACCGAGGCGUCCCUCCAACUCCAUGAAGCCAAGUUCCAUGGUGAGUCCACCGAGAGCGAUGAGACCCCUUCCGACCACGACGAAGUGACCGAAAGCGAUCAAGUGGUCAAGACAUCGGCGAGAAACGGCAAGAAAAAAUCUUCGGCCAAGAUUCGGCAAGAGCGCCGCCAAAGUCGCCGUUCCAGUUCCAGCAAUUCGGAUUGGAGCGAGGACGAAGUCAGUCGGUCAGUCAGAAAACCUACAAGUCAUGAGCGCAAACUAGGAAAGAAUAACGAAGCCCCGAGUGCAAAUAGCAAUGGAGCCUUGCGCAGCAAAUCAUCCUCGACGGAUCUUCCUAUUCAAGCCCAAAUGGCGAAAGCUCCGGAAGAGCCCAACAAGAAACGGAGGAGAGAUUCUGCGGACGCAGGACAAUCUGAUGAGGUCGUCCCUGAGCACACCACGGGAUCUGAUCAAUCCAAAGAGACUCUGCCUUCCCCCGUGGUGUUCAAUGAUUCCGAUUCUGACGAUUUCUUGGGAAAAUCGUAUGAAUCAGGUGUCAUGAAAAGUUUUGACGAAUUGUUUAAUGAGGCCCAAGAGCCAAAACAAUAGGCGUAUAUGGAAGAAAUAUUAAAAAGCCUUUUUUUGAAAUUUGA
Messenger RNA from Tigriopus californicus, 1845 nucleotides. RefSeq names its product serine/arginine repetitive matrix protein 1-like. Gene Ontology annotation, molecular function: protein binding. The transcript is spliced from 3 exons. Bases 107 to 1801 code for a protein of 564 amino acids. Lineage: Eukaryota; Metazoa; Arthropoda; Copepoda; Harpacticoida; Harpacticidae. The record is from RefSeq and is a predicted model, not a curated record.